Molecule: messenger RNA, 705 nt
Organism: Menidia menidia (Atlantic silverside)
Lineage: Eukaryota; Metazoa; Chordata; Actinopteri; Atheriniformes; Atherinopsidae
Source: the annotation of a GenBank genome assembly
GGGUCAGCAGGGGUCAGCAGGAGGCUUCAGGGGGCCCAGCUCCCAGAGGAGCCCCUAGCUGACCAUAAGAGGAGUGAAGGGCAGCUGGAGACAGGAGAGCGUCUGGAUUCAGACCAAAUGGAGGAAAUGAGUCCAAGUCAGAGACACGUCUCCAUCCUUCAUCUGUCUGUCCUGCAGAUCCACCCGGUUCCUAAAGGCUGGACCGGGACGCUGCAGCGUUAUGCCCAGAGCACUGAUAGGCCGCCUGUCAGCACCUGCUGCCCCCUAUUGGAAAGGCUGGAACCUCCUCUAGCAGGGAGACGUCGUAAAGCCACAUCCUCAUUUGUAAUGUCCCAGACCUCCAGUUUGACUGAGCCUGACCUGAGUGACAAAGACUUGAAGGACUCUGGACUGAAGCAGCUUUCUGCCAGACUGAAGAAUCCAGAGAGUAAACCCAGUUGGGCAGGUUUAAGAGAAUCCUCUGGCUCAGAAGAACCUCUGAGGUCCAGAUCAGAUCAGAGGGGGGGUUCUUUGGGGUGUCCUCCCUCUGGUGCUGCUGUUGAUGUAAAGAGUUCCACUUUGAGCUCUGUAACCUCUCUGCUCUGUGUUAUUUCCUCUCUGCAGGGCAGAAAAUCAACAGCUGAAGCUGGACAGAAGGCCUGGAUGACCUGUGGAGCUGGAGAGGAGAGAACCAUCCCAGCUUUAGAGCGCUCAGACCUGAUCUGA